This is a messenger RNA of Mucor velutinosus, 3015 nucleotides long. RefSeq lists its product as uncharacterized. Bases 1 to 3015 code for a protein of 1004 amino acids. The transcript has 2 exons. Lineage: Eukaryota; Fungi; Mucoromycota; Mucoromycetes; Mucorales; Mucoraceae. The record is from RefSeq and is a predicted model, not a curated record.
AUGGGGUUAAAGAAGAUCUUCUCCAAAGACAAGAAAGAUAAGCAAGACAGUAGCAGCCUCACAUCUCACAGCAGCCGACGUGAAUCCACCACUUCUCUUCAAAAGGCAUUCGGCACUUGGGGCCAUAAGGAAAAGGAAAAGAUAAAGCAUCUUAGUUUAAGCAGCACCAGUAGCCAUGGCUCAACAGCAGGCCAUGUCAAGCGACUUUCUGAGCCGUCUCCGGCCGCUUCCUUUGUAUCAUUAGCUCAUCCACUGCCACCCACAAGAGAGAAUAAGGUUACUCAAAAUUAUGACCAACAACAAAGGACCGUGCAACAACAAAAGCGUCAUAGCAGUACAAACCCAUUUGCCAACUCAACUGCCACUUCUCCAGUAACGCCAUCAGGCUCCAUGCAAGAUGUCAACAACGUAGUGAAUGUAUUGAGAAACUCAGUGUCGUCUGAGGCAUCCUUAUCAACAUUUGCAUCAGCUACAGACGAAGAGAAACACACACAAUACAAUACGUCGCACGAAACAAUACCUGUUGCCGUCAAAUCAGUUCAACAGGAGAGCACAAACCCUUUCCUUGUCGAGACAAGCAGUAGAGAUACCGAAGCAGCAGUAAAACAAGAAAAGAGACAAAGCCAAGUGUUCUAUCCUCCACUAACAAACAAUAACGACUCAAACAAGUACGAGGUAUCUGAUGAUGAAGGACGCCAUGCAGAUGAGAGUAUGAGGGAUGCGCCAUUGACUCCUCCUGACUCGGCCAAGAAUGAGAAUGACAGUCAAGAUGAUGAUGACUCAUUGUAUACAGAGUUGCUGGCAGUACAAUAUCAACUGGAGGCUGUGAACCCAAACAAUGCAGUGGAAAUUAAACAGCGUUUGAAAGGCGUAAACCAUCUCUUGACAAAGGCAUUGGAUAACAGCAGCCAUCUAGAGAGUCGACUGAAAUCGGUGAUAGAAACAUCCAAACAAACCAUCAUUACUGUCAACGAGGAGAACAAGGCUUUAAAGGCAUCGGGUGAAACAACCAAGGCGGAAUUAGAACAAAUAAAGCAGCAACACAAAGAGAUGAACGAGAAGCAUCAGAGCCAGCUGAUAGUAUACCAAGCACUGAAAGAGCAACAUGAUGGUGUCAUCAAGGAGAAUCAAGAUUUGCUGCAAAAGACACAGGAUCUCGGUGCUCAAUUGGAUCAACAAAUGGCUACCCACAACAAUGUUUCCUUGUUGCUCAAUAAUGGCAAAAGCACAAAUGAAGCUGAAGAUGGUGAUGCUGAUAUACAAGAUAGGCUCAAGAAAAUCCUUGCAUUGUCUGCCUCUGCUCAACUACUGAACAAACAGCUGGAAGAGAAACUACAGGUUUCGACAGCGCAGCAUGCGCAGGAAAUAGAAGCACUCAAACAGACAUUUGAAGCUGAAAAGCAACAGUAUUUGGAGACCAAAAAGCAGGAGUUACUAGCAUUGGAGGCCGCCAAAGAUCAGCAACUGCAGCUUAAACAAGGAGAGCUGCUUGAUUUACAGACAAGACUGGAAACAGAGAAGAUUCAAGAGCUUGAAUCAAAGCAGCAAGAGCUACUUGCCUUGCAAAUAAAGAUGGACACAGAUGUCAAGACUUUGGAGAGCACACACCAGGCUGAGAUUCAAGCUCUAGAACAAGAACAAGAGCAAAAGCAAGAAGCCUUGUUAUUAGAACGCAAGGCCAAGGCCGAUGCACAUGUUGCUGCAUUGGAAAAUAGCCAUCAGACUGAACUGCAAGACCUGCGAGCCAAGCUUGAGCAAGAGCAGCAAUCAAAGUUGGAGUCUCUGGAAAGCGAGCAUGAAAAGGUGGUACAAGAAUUGAAGGCCAAGGCAGAAACUGACAUCAAGUCCGUCGAAGAGCAAUAUCAAUCCAAAAUGCAAGCUUUGGAGUUGAAAUACACAGCACUUAUCACAGAUGCCGCCAAGGAUAUUGAGCAGGAACAACAGAAAUGGCAGCAAAAAGAGUCUGAAUUUACCAGUUGCAUUGAAGGGUUGGAAAAGUCCAACAGUGACGUCAGCUUGGAGCUAGAAACGCAGAAGAACCACAUCAAGAAACUGGAGGAGGAAAAUGACAGAUUCAAGAGCCAGAUUGAUAUCCUCAAGAGUCAUACCUCCGACGAUGUCCAGAAGGUAGCGCAAGACAAUGAUGCAUACAAGCAAGAAAUAGACACGUUGCAAAAAGACAAGGAAACGUUGCAAAAAGAGCAUGCUGUUGUAGUUGCAGAAUUAGCAACAUUGACAAAAGCCUUGGAAUCUACAAAACAAGAAAAUCUCGGGUUACAAUCACAAAUGGACGAAACACAGCAACAGCUUUUAGAACUCCAGUCCUCCAAAGAAACGUCUGAUAAGGUGCUAAAGGAACGUAUUCAAAUGAUAAAUGAGCAAUCUUCACAGUCUCUUAUCGAAGCUCAGCAACAACAUGAAACGGAGCUAUCAGAAGCACAGCAGGAGUGUCAACAGCUCAAGGAUCAAUUGGAGGCAAUAGAACAAGCGUCAAAGAAAGCAGCUGAAUCAGUGUUGGACGAGAAUGAGCGAUUAGAAAACCGCCUGCGUGAGCUGGAAGAGACGUCUCAAUUGGCCACUCGUGAAAAUAUAGCAUUGAAGGAAGAGGUGGAGCUACUCAGUAAAGGCACAUCCAAGAAGGCCAUUGUCACAGAGAACCAACAACUGAAGGCUGAGCUCAAGUCGAUGAGAAAUUUUCGACAAGAGAAUGAAAAUUUGACAGAGAUGGUGGAAUGCCUGCAGGCCAAGGUGAAGGAGCUAUCAAUUGAGGAUCAAAUCAACGUCAGAAUGAACAACAAAGAAGGUAAUAACACAGCAGAACAUCAAAUGUUUAUACACGCAAGAGCACAGCUUGGUUUAAUCGAGUAUUUGGAAGGAGAAAACGACGUAUCGCUGGCCAUCUCUAAGUUUAAGAGGCAAUUGGAUGCUCAGAUGAGGAAAUUUGCCUCGUCGACGAUAAGCGAGAAUAACAUUGGGCCCAUUCCUUCAGCUUCGACAUCUGAACGUAUGCGUUAA